CUGUACCUCCGCAGCUGUCGCGUCGCCGCUUGACGUCGUUGUUUGUGUUUUGAUGGAAAAACCACGCAACACGAAUGACACGAAAGAAAUAGCUCGUAGCUGUCACCCGUUUACAGCUACUAACGUAGAGGAAUGCGAAAGCUCCGACGAGAACGACCCAUCCCCUUCAAUUUCCACAAUCCAAAAACGCAAAGCAAGCUCAAACCCCCAACUACGCUACCAAUUCCCUCAAUCGAAACCAUUGUCCAACAAGAAACCGCCAAGAUGUCAAACUUCUCGCUCAAAUUCCUCGUCGCCCUCGUCGUCGUCGCCGUUCUCUCCGGCCGAGAAUCCUCCGCCUUUGCCCCCGUUUCCACCCCGUCGUGUGCCCUGUCGACGUCGUCCUCGUCGUCUUCUUCUGCCCUGUCGAUGGGCCUCUUCGACAUGUUCAGCAAGGAAGCCAAGGAGGAGCGCGAGCGCAAGAAGAAGGCGGAGAUCGCUGAGCAGGAACGCCUCCAGAAGGAAAUUAUCGAGCGCCGCCGAAACCCCAAGAAGAUGGAGGAAUACGAGUACAAGACCCAGGUCCGACGGGAGCUCCGCAUGGCCGGAAAGGACGAGGAGGCCGUCGAGGUGGCCAAGACGCUGUACGACGGGGCCGAGGAGCAGACCGACCUCCGGGGCAUGUAGAGUGUUGAUCGCUCUCGCUAGAGCUGUGCGAGCGGGCCAACCGGAAUGUUCGUCGCAGCGAGCUUCGGAUCGCUUUGUUUUGUUUUGUUUUGUUGUGACGAGAGCCCCACCGGUGCCGAAAGCUACAGACACUCCCGCGUGUGCCGAACAAGGGACCGGAUCUCUGCUAUGCCAUGAGUAGCGGCGACCUGUCGCGCUACAGGAAUGGAAAAUUGAUCUAUUGUACUACUAUACUAUAAAAUUCUUUUUAAAUCACAAUUCCAUACGUUUUCGAUUCGGCGUAGUUCAAGGAAUUAUAGGACGGCAAGCGACCGAAGAUGUAGUUGUCGCGGUGUCUCGAUUGUUCCUUUGUCUGAUGUUAGUUUUAGUCGGAUCGCUAUUGUUGGCGUACUGUGCCCGCAAAUUAGCCACAAAUUCGCUGCUCUCUACAAGAGAGUCUUGGUUCUUUGGCUUACUACUGAUACUUCUGUAUCCAAUGUUUCGGUCGUGAUGUCUUUCGGCGGGUGACGGUCACGUUCUCGUUCGAGAUGCCUUUGCAGUGCGAUUAAUGUAGUGUGAUUCCGCAACUCAUACGGUAUACAAAAUAAGUCCCGAUCGGGAUUCAUGGAUACAUACUAUGAAAGGUACGAUACGAUGCUAUUGUGGGUACUAUCGUGGUAGGAGUGGCGCGAUGAAACCGGCGAGUCUGCGAACCGCUGGACACAAACAUCGUGCCAAGAACAAAACACACUUAGUACUUGCUAGUACGAACCUACCGUACUGCAUGAAAUCCGUAGAUUCUUUUCCCAUAACAAUAACUGCACAACACAGCAUCCACUCGACACUCGAUCCAUCAAUCGAGCCAUUCAAAAAAGAGACCGAUUCCAAUUGGUUCGAAUUUGCAAUCGCAUUCGCACCAGAGCCGCCAAACCCACACCAGAUCCGAGAGCAACCAUGGCGAGACUCACCCGGGCUUCCGCAGCGGCAGCAGCGGCGGCAGGUGCUGCUCGAAGAAGCAACGGGAGGCCGGUUCGGGCCUCCCGGGGAAGGACCACCGGGAAGCAAGAUCCCGGAUCGCCUCCCCGAUCGGCUCCGAUCUUAGCUAUCGUGACGCCCCCGUCUUUGCCCCGGAAGCGAAAACGAAAGGAACCCGCACCCGGAUCUCGAUCCGCCGCGAGAACCACCCGCAAAGGCGGAAAAUCUUCUUCUUCUGCUGCUGCUGCAGCACCAGCAGCCGAUGCCGGUGCUUCCGGGCUUCCUCCUCCAACUCCCGGUGCUGCGCUUACCCGCGACGAGAUCCGGGAGAUGGUCCGUUCCGCGAUCGAGAAGGCUUGGGCGGCUCAUCCCGGUGGCGCCACCCGAAGCUUGCAGACCACCACUGCCAACACCACCAUCGACGGGGGCGGCGGCGGCUGGUGCCUGGUGGACGCCCUGGCCCACUGCUCCGCGGCGUCCGACGGGAUCCUCGCUCCCCUGAUCCGGGAACACGGCCCCCCGGGCGUGUAUCUUCGCCGCCUGGCCGGAACGACGCAAGGUGGGUGGACCCAAGCCAAGGCAACCGCAAACGAAAAGGCAGACGAGGCCUUUCGGUCCCUGUGCCGGAUCGUUGCGGGCCAACAGCUGGCCGGGGCUGCCGCCACCGCCAUCUGGAAGCGGCUGCUGGGGGUGGUGGGCGCGACGGAGGAGUCUCCCUCCGGCCUGACCCCCUCGAGCCUCCUGUCCCUGGUUGCGGACGGAACAAGCAACGAAAACGCUGCUCUCCUCGAGGCGAGGCUGCAAAAGCCCGCCGGCCUCUCGAGGGCCAAGGCCCGGUGCGUCCUUUCGAUCGCCCGGGCCUUCGAGGAAGGGGACCUCGGCGGCCUCCUCUCGGCGGAAGCGGGGGGCGACGCUUCCGCCACCGAGGAAACCAUCCGGUCGAGGCUCCUCUCCGUCAAGGGCCUCGGGCCGUGGUCCGUCGACAUGUUUCUUUUGUUCCACCGCUGUUCGCCGGACGUCCUCCCCCUUGGGGACCUGGCGGUUCGCCGCGGGACCGCCGCCCUCUGGAAGCUCCAGGCGGGGGGGAGGGAGGCCCACGGCACCGAAAGGCUCCGCGGCCUCCACGAGGCCUUCCGGCCCUACCGGUCGAUCUCGUCCUGGUACAUGUACAAGGUGGCGGACGGCGAGAAGGAAAAACGAAAGCGGAAGCCACCAGGGAAGCGACAGCGACAGCAACAGCAGACGCAAACGAAAGAAGCACCCACGGCUCGGCCGGACGUGGAAGAAGUGAUGGAACACGUGCAAGAGGACAACGAACUUUUGUGAAUUCCGAUCGCGAAAACGCUGGAGUCGGACAAAGCCCUCGGUGCUGGCAGCUUGUGAUGCGAAACAAACGAUAUAGCGUAAU
Molecule: messenger RNA, 3028 nt
Organism: Pseudo-nitzschia multistriata
Lineage: Eukaryota; Bacillariophyta; Bacillariophyceae; Bacillariales; Bacillariaceae
Source: the annotation of a GenBank genome assembly